Platichthys flesus (European flounder) is the source of this 3792-nucleotide messenger RNA. It is a transcript of the gene hook2, whose product is annotated as hook microtubule-tethering protein 2. Gene Ontology annotation, biological process: cytoplasmic microtubule organization; cytoskeleton-dependent intracellular transport. Gene Ontology annotation, molecular function: microtubule binding; dynein light intermediate chain binding. Lineage: Eukaryota; Metazoa; Chordata; Actinopteri; Pleuronectiformes; Pleuronectidae. The coding region runs from base 150 to 2276 and encodes 708 amino acids. Gene Ontology annotation, cellular component: centrosome; cytoplasm. The transcript has 22 exons. The record is from RefSeq and is a predicted model, not a curated record.
GGAUAUGAGCAGGAGGUGAAACGCGAAGCGGCCGCAGCAGCAGGAGGCCGCGGAUCAUGACUGACGUGGAGACUCGAACCCGAGCGCAGUGAAGGGACUGGAGCUGAACUCCUGCUGUGUGUGUGUGUCUGUGACCCGAGCUCGACACGAUGAGUCUGACCAAAGCGGAGCUGUGUGACUCUCUGCUAACCUGGCUGCAGACGUUUCAGGUGCCAUCGUGCAGCAGCAAGUACGACCUGGCGAGCGGACUGGCCAUCGCACAUGUGCUGCACAGAAUAGACCCCUCCUGGUUUAACGAGGCAUGGCUCGGCAGGAUCAAGGAGGAGAGCGGGGCCAACUGGCGCCUCAAGGUCAGCAACCUGAAAAAGAUCCUCAAGAGCAUGAUGGAGUAUUAUCACGAUGUUCUCGGUCAUCAGGUGUCAGAUGAGCACAUGCCAGAUGUUAGCCUCAUCGGAGAGAUGGGAGACGUCACCGAGCUGGGCAAGCUGGUGCAGCUUGUUCUGGGCUGUGCCGUCAGCUGUGAGAAAAAACAAGAGCAAAUUCAGCAAAUAAUGACCCUUGAGGAAUCGGUCCAGCACGUUGUGAUGACGGCCAUUCAAGAGCUCUUAUCGAAGGAAGCCUCCACUGAACCAGGAAGCCCAGAGACCUACGGAGACUUUGACUCACAGUCCAGGAAGUAUUAUUUUCUGAGUGAGGAAGCAGACGAGAAGGGGGAUCUGAGCCAACGCUGUCAACACCUGCAGCAUCAGUUGUCCGUGGUGCUGGAGGAGAAGUCGGCCCUGCAGGCGGAGACACGCACCCUGAAAGAGAAGCUGCACUUCCGCGACUCUCUGGACACCUCGUCCACCGCCAUCACGGGCAAGAAGCUGCUGCUGCUGCAGAGUCAGAUGGAGCAGCUUCAGGAUGAGAACUACAGACUGGAGAACAGCAGAGAUGACAUGCGUGUGCGGGGGGAGAUCCUGGAGCGGGAGGUGGUCGUCCUGCAGCUGCGUAACGAGGAGCUGAACAGCCUGGCGCACGAGGCCCAAGCCCUCAAAGACGAGAUGGAUAUUCUCAGGCAUUCAUCUGACCGGGUAAACCAGCUCGAAGCGCUGGUGGAGACGUACAAGAGGAAGCUGGAGGAUCUGGGAGACCUGCGCAGACAGGUGCGCCUCCUGGAGGAGCGCAACACCGUGUACAUGCAGCGCACCUGCGAGCUGGAGGAGGAGCUCCGCCGGGCGAACGCCGUCCGCAGCCAGCUGGACACCUACAAGAGACAGGCGCAUGAGCUUCACACCAAGCACGCCGCGGAGGCCAUGAAAGCUGAGAAGUGGCAGUUUGAGUACAAGAACCUUCACGACAAGUAUGAAGCACAGCUGAAGGAGAAAGAACGUCUGAUCUCGGAGAGGGACACACUCCGGGAGACGAACGACGAGCUGAGGUGUGCUCAGGUCCAACAGAGGGUUCUCAGUGGAGCUGGAGGCUUGUGUGACAGUGCCGACCCAGUUGGAAACCUGGCUGCAGAGAUCAUGCCGACUGAGCUCAAGGAGACAGUUGUGCGUCUGCAGAGUGAAAACAAGAUGAUGUGCGUCCAGGAGGAGUCGUACAGGCAGAAGCUGGUGGAGGUGCAGGCCGAGCUGGAGGAGGCUCAGCGCAGCAGGAACACCUUGGAAACACAGAACAGGUUGAACCUGCAGCAGAUCUCAGAGCUGCGUUCUCAGAUCGAGGAGCUCCAGAAGGCGCUGCAGGAGCAGGACAGCAAGACUGAAGAUUCGUCCUUAUUGAAGAUAAAGCUCGAGGAGCAUUUAGAGAAGCUCCAUGAAGCUCACUCAGACCUUCAGAAGAAACGAGAGGUCAUCGACGACCUGGAGCCCAAAGUGGACAACAGCAUGGCAAAGAAGAUUGAUGAACUCCAGGAGAUCCUGCGGAGGAAGGACGAUGACAUGAAGCAGAUGGAGGAGCGGUACAAGCGCUACGUGGAGAAGGCGAAAACGGUGAUCAAAACCAUGGAUCCCAAGCAGCAGCCGGCGGCUCCUCACCUCCAGGCUCUGAAGAACCAGCUGACGGAGAAGGAGCGAAGGAUCCACCACCUGGAGCACGACUAUGAGAAGAACAGAUCCAGACACGACCAGGAGGAGAAACUCCUCAUCAGCGCGUGGUACAACAUGGGGAUGGCGUUGCACCAGAAAGUGUCCGGCGAGCGGCUGGGACACUCCCACCAGACCCUGUCCUUCCUCGCCCAGCAGCGGCAGGCCACCAACGCCCGGAGAGGCCUGACACGACAUCACCCGAGAUAGAAACACACACACAGGUGCUGACAAGAAGAUGAAAUGAUCUACGACAAACUUCUUCUGAAACUUUGCCUUGAUGCCUUCACUGGAUCGCUGCACCUCGGAGUAUUAGUCCAUGCUGCUACUGCUCCCUGCUGGCUGUUGAUGGUACAAGAUCAUUUUUUAUUUUCCCUGAUGAGCUGCAGCGGAGAAACACUCGACUGAUCCAGAGUUCAGCCUCAGAAACAGAGCAGGCUGGGCAGGAGGAGAUAGAGCCUGAAAAGAGGCUGAAUCACCUUCUAAGGUGACUUGUGUUUCAUCUUUAGUCUCGAAUGCCCUUGUUUCUUUUAGGGUCUCUUUUAAAUCUUUUAUUUUUUUAAUCUCUUAUGUUUAACACUAGGAUGGACUAGGAUCUAGUUUUAUCAAGGUUACUAUUUAAACCUGGUAGAUGAGGGCGGUGUUAUAAGAGUUUAGAGGACAUGGAGCUACACAAGUUAUAGACUGAGAGCAGAAGAAGAAGUUAGCUGCUAGUAAAACCUCUUUGGUUUUGUUCUUCAGUUUUUAUUUUUGUCUCGUAUAUCGUUUGUGUUGAAUCCAUUAUUUUUGUUUGGUUCUUGAUUUGAAGGAAAGUAAAUUGUCAAGACCAUGAGGUUUGUUUAAUCGCUAAAGUCUCGUUUUAAAGUUUUUCUCUAAACAUAAGAUUCAUCUUAAAAAUUAAGAUUUUAAGGGGUGUGGGGGGGUCGUCCAGUGCAUCUCUACGUCAUCUGCGUGAUGCUGUGGAGGAAACCUGGACGUUCUCCAUCUUAAUUGGCAAAAUAUGGUUAAUUUUCAUGUCUUGUGAUGAUGUGACUUCUGUUUCAUGUCCUCAUCGGUGCUAAUUCUUAAGAUUUUAUUGAUUUUUAUUUUUUCUCGUUCGCGCCCUCCUCCCAAAGAUUGAAGCAGGAUGUUUGUUGUGGGUUGGACCUAAUUGCACUCACCACUUUACAUUGGAACACUAUGCGAUCAGAAUCCAUAAUUAUAAUAACACUAACGACUCGGCUGCUGUACCACCGCCAACCUCCUUUUAGAGUUCAACUGAACUGGAAGAUUCAUCGAUGCACUGGAAUUCUUUUGUCUGUUGACUGGAAGUCCGAAGUGGAAACAAACGAUCGAACCUGUAAUGGUUUCACUCGGCGUCUGUUCAUACUUUUCCUUCUGAGCAGGAGUAGAAACAUUAGAUCGUCCCGUAUCAGAGCUGCUGUCUUUGUGUCCCGGUGAGCAGUUGUGCUGUGAUCUACAUGGACCAGAAUCCUGCUGUUGUGUGUGUGUGUGCACGUCUUUUCACUGGUGGUUUUUUGUUUUGAGUUUAUAUUUAUGGUGUCAUGUCGUUAUCUCUGCUGCACAUUAAAUGGCUGGAGGGUUUCUGUUUGUCAGCGUCUGUAUCAUGAUGGUCUCGUAGAUUACAGCAGACUGUUCUUCACACAGGGAUUUGAGGCAAGUUAAAGGGUUGUAGUCCUGUAACGCUCUAAUUUUGCACAACAAAUAAAUGGGAUCUUAAGAACAA